Messenger RNA from Pungitius pungitius (ninespine stickleback), 1252 nucleotides. RefSeq names its product ras-related protein Rab-8A-like. Gene Ontology annotation, molecular function: GTPase activity; GTP binding. Gene Ontology annotation, cellular component: dendritic spine; synaptic vesicle; plasma membrane. The record is from RefSeq and is a predicted model, not a curated record. The transcript is spliced from 8 exons. Gene Ontology annotation, biological process: protein localization to plasma membrane; cilium assembly; regulation of exocytosis. NCBI's taxonomy places the organism in Eukaryota, Metazoa, Chordata, Actinopteri, Perciformes, Gasterosteidae. The coding region runs from base 119 to 739 and encodes 206 amino acids.
GAGCCUUUACGACAGAGAAGAGUGGCAGUUGAUUUAUCCAAAAAAAACGGCCCUCAGGUAGUGACGUCUCAGUCUCUACAGCGGGCGGGAUUUUCGCAGUAGUAAGUUAACUAAUAACAUGGCGAAGACUUACGAUUACUUGUUUAAACUACUUUUAAUCGGCGAUUCAGGCGUCGGAAAGACCUGCCUGCUGUUGCGGUUUUCAGAAGAUGCCUUCAACUCAGGGGUUAUCUGCACUAUCGGUGUUGAUUUCAAGAUCAGAACAAUAGAAUUAGAUGGAAAGAAGAUCAAGCUACAGAUAUGGGAUACAGCAGGACAAGAGAGGUUCAGGACCAUCACGACAGCCUACUACAGAGGAGCCAUGGGCAUAAUGUUAGUUUAUGACAUUUCCAAUGAGAAGUCCUUUGACAACAUCAAGAACUGGAAACGGAAUAUUGAAGAGCAUGCAUCAGCAGAUGUGGAAACGGUGCUCCUUGGGAACAGAUGUGACGUCAAUGACAAGCGUCAGGUGUCCAAAGAGAAAGGAGAGAAGCUGGCGCUCGAGUACGGCAUCAAGUUCAUGGAGACCAGUGCAAAGGCCAACAUCAACGUCGAGAAUGCCUUCUUAACCCUCGCCAGAGACAUUAAAGCAAAAAUGGACAAGAAGCUGGAGGGCAACAACCCGCAAGGCAGCAAUCAGGGAGUAAAGAUUACAGAACAACCCAAGAAGACCAAUUUCUUCCGCUGCACGCUGCUGUGAGGAGACCAAAGCGUCGGCAUCCACCGUCGCCUUAACUGUGUCCCGCGCUGGACGGAACUGGACAGAGCACUUUUUUUUUCUCAGCCUAUUGUUUUUCUUUUAGCCAGAAAAAAAUUGCUUUUUAUCUUGAAUUGGUGGUCUGGACUAUUAUUCUCUUGACAUUUAGAAAAUGCAAGCUAUUAAUAUUAAUUAUUGAUUAGGAUUCAAGAGAUAAAACAAUAGUGUCGAUGCAAAUGCAGAGGCACAGCGGAGGCAGGGAAGGCCCCGCAGCAAUGAUGACGUCAUUGUUUUAUGCAUCCAUGCUUCUUCCUGUCGUCAGUUCCAACGGGGGAGCACGUAUACAACGGUUGUCUGGGCCUUGGAUUGGGGCUGUGCUGUAGCACUAUUUAUGGAGUGACACAAAACACACACACUCUGACAUUUCUAACACAAAAAAACUACAUUAAAAAACACAAAAUUUUUCACUUACUUACUACUUAAAAUACUAUGAAUUGAUCAUCGUUCCGAAUAUUU